Molecule: messenger RNA, 2747 nt
Organism: Menidia menidia (Atlantic silverside)
Lineage: Eukaryota; Metazoa; Chordata; Actinopteri; Atheriniformes; Atherinopsidae
Source: the annotation of a GenBank genome assembly
AGCAGCCCAGGUGGCGGACACGCAGACGGGACACCGGCCAUGGCAUUUUCCAUGCGCCGUCCGUGCCGGGGGGGGCGACUUUGCGCCACCACAGGCAAAGGGGGGAGCGCAGCUAUUUUGAAAGUGACCCCUCAUUCAGGCAGCGACUCUGCAGCUGUCAGGAACCAUGACUGAAGAUGACGGAUUCUGUUGUCGUGGAGGGAUAUGCCAGACUUCGGGAUGGGAAAAAGUGGAAAACUAGGUGGCUCGUACUCCGAAAGCCGUCGCCUGUAGCAGACUGCCUCGUGCUGCUGGUGUUCAAAGACAAAUCGGAGAAGGUCCAGGGAGGCAAGGAGAGGGCCAGGGUCGUCUUGGAGGAGAUCUGCGGCCUGGAGGCCGGCCAGUGGUAUGAGGGGGUGGCCUUCACUCUGGCCGUCCUGUGCCUGGGUCAGGCCGCUCUGCUGGGCUUCGACAGCAGGGAGGCCCUGCAGGCCUGGGAGGCCCGGCUGAGAUACAGCCUGGGAGAGGUUCACAGAUUCAGUGUGGCCGUCUUACCGGGGACCAAGCUGGAGAGUGGACCUGCAACUCUUCACCUGUGCAACAACCUGCUGGCCCUCACCAGGGACGUCCCCCCUGUGGUCAUCGGCCACUGGAGCCUCCCCGACCUGCGCAGAUAUGGACCCGUGCCCAACGGAUUUGUUUUUGAAGGAGGAACCAGAUGUGGUUACUGGGCCGGCGUUUUUCUGCUUUCAUCAGCAGAGAGCGAGCAGAUCAGCUUUCUGUUCGACUGCAUCGUCAGAGGCAUUUCCCCCACCAGAGGUCCGUUUGGACUGCGGCCCGUUUUACCAGAACUCGCUUCCAGCCAGAAUUCGGAGGAGAGGCUGGAGCAUGAGGCCCAGGAGCUGGAGAAGAGGCUGAGCAUGCUGUCUCACGGGAGCAGCACAGUCUCAUCGGCCGGGGGAGAUGACCGCAGCAUAUCCGGUUCCUCCGACACUUCAGACACCAGCCAAUCAGACUGCAGCAUUGGCAGCCGGUCGGCCGUUUGGCCCGAGCCUGCCUCCCACCCGCCCGGAACCGGCGGCCUCUCGGUCCAUGCCGCCCACAAAGUGACGCUGCAGAUUGUGGAGAAGCUCCCCACCGGGCAGGCCAGCGGGGGCCGGGCGGCGGCCGGCGGUCAGCGGCAGCUUCAGGAAAUAGGCCGCCAGAGCUCGUCCGACAGCGGCAUCGCGACGGGCAGCCACUCCUCGUUCUCGGGCAGCUUCUCCUCCUACGCGGGCAGCUUUGACGUGGCUCCCGGGGAGGACUUCGGGUCUGCUUUCGCCCUGCCCCCCGGCCUGGCUCCAGAUCUGAGCCCCUGCUCUUGCCCCACCGGCUCUGGGCGGGAGUACCAGGUGCCCACCUCCCUCCGCUACCUGUACGACACCCCCAGGAGUUUGCUGAUGGAAGUAGGCGAGGGGGCCAAAGACUGUGAGCCCUCGGCCUCAACCAAAGACUCUUUAGUCCCUCCGGGCCUGGUGGCAGAGGCGACCUCAGAGGGUCACCCAGAGGCUCCCGAGAGGCAGCCAGUCAGUGGACUCUCACCGGGCCUUUCGGAGGGGGGGAAAACAACCAAGGUGGUGCCCUCUAGUGACUCCAUUCAUAGCUGCAGCUCCCCGACAUGUGCAGAGCAUCUCCCCCAGCCCUCCAAAAACAUUGUGAGCAUCUGCUCAGUGUGUGGUGGGUUUAAGGGGGGGACCCUUUAUGUCCAUUCGAGUUCCUCCGUGGCACCUGCCAUACCAGUGAAGAAAUCUCCGGAGAAGUCCCACUCUGGAAAUACCGACGGUACAGAGCCGCCAACCGCCGCCAUUAGUGAGGAGUGGCCUCCGUCCAAAAAAAGGGGGCAAAAAUUAGUCGGCCUCCUAUCCGAUCUGCUCAGCGUCCCGAGCGCAGACAGGCAGCCGGAGGCCAGGGCUCACAGAUUGAACCUGUACGAGUCAAUGAGCCCCGUUCUGGAAAAUGAGCUCAAUUUGGCGCCAGCUGCACCAUUACGGGGCUCACAGCAAGACAAAAGAGCUGUCAUUUACGAAAACUGUCUGAAGUGUCGAGGAGCACGCUGCCACCCUCCACCUCGAGCCACGCCGGCUAAAAUGCACCGCUCCGGGGACGUUUUCGCUUUUCAUACGGUCCCGACCGGGCCACGCCUGACGAAGAGCCAAGAGCCUGACGGUUCUGCUGAUGAGGAGCCGCUCCAUCAGGCUCUCAGAGAGGAGGGCGGGCGGCCUCUGUAUGGAGAGAUCAAUGUUCAGACGGAGAAUGAAGAUAAAAAGUUUAAAAAAGAUGGAAAACACAGAGCCAACCCUGCCUAUGAGAUCAUGGAGGGCCGUGUGCCGGAGAGGAGCCCAGAGGCCGAGGAGAAAAACAAGUACGAGCUAAUGGGGAGCUGCAGCCAGCAGAGGUUUCUCCAAGAGGCUGAAGGGGCAGUGUUUGUUUUCCCUCAAGAGGCUUCAUUGUCUGAAAGAUACCGCAGUGAAGGAGUAACAUACGUCAAUAUUCCCAUCAGUCCUACAUCAAAAAAGCAGCUCAACUACAUGGAGCUGGAGCUGCAGGAGUCAGGACACGUCAGAGGGACGAUGGCACAUCUGCCUGCUCAGAGAAAAAGCUCCACCAAGUACGCACAGAUAGACAUCGCUGCCACAGAGACGGCCCAUAAAGUUGGCGCCCAACACGCUCUGGGGCGGCAGGAAGGGCUGCACACUCUGGAGUCCAGGAGAAAAGGAACACCGCGUUGA